Messenger RNA from Salvia splendens (bonfire salvia), 1733 nucleotides. RefSeq lists its product as uncharacterized. The coding region runs from base 1 to 1221 and encodes 406 amino acids. The record is from RefSeq and is a predicted model, not a curated record. NCBI's taxonomy places the organism in Eukaryota, Viridiplantae, Streptophyta, Magnoliopsida, Lamiales, Lamiaceae. The transcript has a single exon.
AUGGAAGCUGAUGAAGAUAAUGAUUCUAGACCUCUCAAGAGACCUCACACAAGCACAGAGACAGAUGCUAAGGAGCAUAAGGAUGCUGGAGACUCAAAGCAUGUUAAUCAAAAUAGUUUACCCACAGUUCCAGAAUCUUCUAAGUUUGAAAACAAAGAGACAGGAGCUGUUCAUUCCAAAGAAACUUUGAAGGACAACAAUGAGGGUUUUAAUAAAAAAGCUGAGAUCAGAGGGGUAACUGGUGGUAGGUCUACUGUUCCUGCUGACCCAGUUGAAGUUGGAAGCUCUGACCUAGAUUUAUCUUCAAGUAAUGAUCCAGACAUAGAAUAUCUGGAGUGUCCUGACCCAGAAUUUAGUGAUUUUGAGAAGAUGCGUGAUGAAAACCAGUUUCGUGUCAAUCAGUUUUGGGCUUGUUAUGAUACAUUAGAUAGCAUGCCAAGAUUCUACGCCAAGGUGAGGAAGGUAUGUUCUUCUCCGUUUGAAUUGCAUAUUACAUGGCUGGAAGCUGUUCCUAUACAUGAUUCUUUUAAAAGGUGGGUAGAGGCAGAGUUGCCUGUUGGUUGUGGAAGUUUCAAGAUUGGCAAAACUGACAAAAUAUCUGGAUGCUUGUCACUCUCUCAUCAAGUGCAUUGUGAAAAAGGGAAAAAGAGAGGUUCUUUUUUCUUAUACCCAAGAAAAGGGGAGGUUUGGGCUCUUCUGAGAGACUGGGACAUCAGUUGGAGUUCUGACCCCGAGAAUCAUGAGAAAUUCAGAUAUGAAAUUGUUGAGGUUCUCUCGGAUUUUGCUGAAGGUAUUGGCAUAAAAGUUGUCCACUUGGACAAGGUCAAUGGAUUUGUGAGCCUCUUCCUGAGGCGUGAGCAAAAUGUAACCAAUUCAUUUUUAAUAGACCCGAAAGAGCUGUACAAGUUCUCUCACUUUGUUCCCAGUUUCAAAAUGACUGGCAUGGAAAGAGAAGGAGUGCCGAUAGGUUCCUUUGAGCUUGAUCCUGCUUCUUUACCUCUUAAUCCCGAUGACUUGUAUUUCCCUGGGAAAGCAAAGGUCGACCAUAGAGAUAAAAAUCCUAGUGUUGGGAGCUCACUGCCAAAAUGUGCUGAGGAAAACGGUAAAUCUUCUAAGUCGGGGAGAAUCUGUAGUCCACAUAAGACUGUGGAUUCGAAAGGGACUACAGGGCUCUGGCGAUCGCCUCGAGGAGGGAAUGUUAUGAAGCAAAGCACGAAUUGAUGUCAUCAUGUAUUCCCCCAAACAACAUUUGUUUACUGAGGCUGGUGAAGAUAUAUGGCUAGCUGGAUGUGGAUUUUGUGGUUUUCCCUCAACAAAUAAACAAGUCAGACUUUGGCAAACAAAUGGUAGGUACCCAUGAUUUGGUUGGUUUUGACUAGCCGUAUAAGGACCAAAUUUCAGAAUUGUUGGAAUCUUGAACCUGUCUUGAUGUCUCCUUCUGAAGCGUCUUGUGUGGUCCGACUGUGCAGAACUUUUUGUUAGUGGAUCAUAACAGGAACUGAAGAUGAAGUAUUCUGCAGAGAUAGUCAUUUUUUUUAUUAUGAGGUUCCAGCUUACUGGUAGUAUUUGGAGGGGGGGUUCACAAUCUGUUUCCGUGGGUAUGUACUUAUAAAUUUACUAUCAUAGUGUUGGUGAUAGUUUCUUAGCCUUUACUAGAUUGGUAAAGAAUUACUAUUAAUAUUGUAGUUGCAGCUAUUCUAACAAAGAGUAGAUGACUGUUCUUUUGUUUUUAA